Trichomonas vaginalis G3 is the source of this 980-nucleotide messenger RNA. Its product is annotated as phage tail repeat-like family. The record is from RefSeq and is a predicted model, not a curated record. The annotation marks the transcript as partial. NCBI's taxonomy places the organism in Eukaryota, Parabasalia, Trichomonadida, Trichomonadidae. The transcript has a single exon.
AUGAUUAAACAACAGCAACCACAGCAACUUAAGGCACAGACCAUUACUUACGCCACAUAUGCAUAUAAUUCAAAGACGGCAGAACAAACACAAAGGUUGAAAUAUGGAGAUUUGGAGAUAGUAUUGAAAAAUGACCAUUUUGAAUUCGUUUGCAAGGGUGGUGCAGUGAUAUCAAAUAUAAAAGAAAUUUUAUUUAUGAAUUCAAAAAUUAAAGGAAUAACGGAUGAUAUAACAUCAAUUCCACCAGAAGAACAAAGAUAUUACGCAUUAAAUGCAUUUCCUAAAGUUUUGAAGAUUGGAAGAUUUAAUUUAAAUGAGGAAUUCAUAGAAGGUUUCCUAAAUGACAUAAUGAAGAAGGCAGAUAAGGAAUAUGUGGUUAGUGAGUUAGAGAAGAAGGCAGAUAAGGGACUUGUGGCUAGUGCAUUAAUGAAGAAAGCAGAUAAGGAAUAUGUUAAUGAAAAAGAUAAUGAAAUUAUAGAAAGGGUUGAAUGGUACCAUGAACGGACAUUGAAGAUUUUAAAAACUAAAGCUGAUACAGGAUGGGUUUCAGGAUGUUUAGACCUUAAAGCGGAUAAAACUUAUGUUAACGAUGAGUUAGAGAAGAAAGCAAAUAAGACUCAUACACAUACAAGUUUUACAACUGUUGCUAUAGAAAGUAUUGAAGGAACGGUUGAAGAAACUGGUGGGGAUGUAUUAUAUUGUAAACCUCCUAACUUUCCACAAGGUUUAACAUCGGAUGACGACAUAACGACGAUGAGAAACAUUAGAUGUAAAGAUGUUUAUGUCAUGAAGGAUGAACAUAAUAUUAAAUUCACUGCUCAAGAUUUAUAUGACAAGAAAGCAGAUAAAACAGAGCUUCAAACAUUAAAGACAGAAAUGCUUCAAACAUUAUAUCCUAUAGGCUCUAUUUAUACGUCAAUGAACUCAACAAAUCCAGAAGUAGUACUUGGUUUUGGAACUUGGACUCAAAUAGUCGACAG